AUGUAGCACCGUCUGCACUGUCAAAGAACAGUUUUUCUAGCUUCGAAUAAUUCUAGUGAAAUUACUUUAGCUACUGUGCCAGAAAAUGCACCUAUCUAAUUCUGUACAGUUCAAUAUUGUUUUUACAUGUUAAUCUAUUGUACAUAAUGCGAAACUAUCACCAAAAUAUUUUACAUAAUUUAUGAGCAAUUAAAUGAAUCUGCCGUCACGUAAUGAUCAAACUGGUGUAAAUCAUCAAAGAUGAUAGUGAGUUUGUUCCCGGACAGCGUCUGGGGAUGUACAGUGAAGCAGCAUCAAAAACAAAAACACCUCCUCUACCAUAAGAUCAUCUACGCCCUCAUUAGCGAUAAGUACAAACAUACAAUAUUGCGGAAGUCUUCGUUUGCCCUGCUCUAUCUGUCCUACGUGUUUAUAAAGAUGCUUCCAAUGACACUGGCUAUCGAAACGCAUACGAGCACUAAAUCGAUUACAUCAUUAACUGUAAAACCACGUGCAUUUCCGGAAAUAGUGGCACCAUCGUUGGACGAAGAAGAUGAUGAUUAUAUGGAUGAAUAUGUUAAUGAAUACGACAUUGUCAACAAUAAGUCAGCCAAAGGAAUGUACGUUGGUGCACCAUGCGAGUUUCUAUGCAACGCAAAGCUUCAUCAUGUGUACUGUGACCCUACCACAAACACUUGCAGCUGUGAAAAAGAUUAUGUGGUAUUGAUUGGACAACUGAAAGGAUGUGCCAAGCCCAAAAAACUUGGGGAACAAUGUUUCUACGAUCAAACAUGCAUCUACAACGAUGAACAUGCACUUUGUAUGCAGAUCGUCCACAAUGCAAUAUGCCAAUGUGCACCUGGUUUCCACUCGGUUAGUUAUUCAAAGCCUACCAGGCGAGUAUUUUGUACCCAAGACAUGGCCACUAUUACUGCAGAUCUUCCGACGCUUUUCGGAGUUACCAGCGGCAUUGCAGUGCUCGCUGGUCUAAUUUGCAUGGUACUGCAUUUAUUCAGUAAAACAAAGUAUCCUCGACCAAGGCACUUUGGCGAUGCGAAUCUUGCACCACCAAUUUUAUUCUCCAGUGAUACAGGGAUACCAUUGACAAUACAGUCUGCAAGACCGUCAUCUCGUUCCAGUCAGCGCUCAAGCGGUUCCAUCGGUUCCUAUGGCAAUCGGCGAGCGUCGAGUGCACCGCUACACGGCUCUAAAGGGGUUUUGGUCUCGACCUCCCGUACAGGUUCCCGAAGACCCAGUUUAGCUUCCGUGCACAGCACGACCUCAUCUGUUCGAAGCUACAGUAUGCGCCGGUUUGAGCAGGAAAUACAGCAGAAGGAGCUUCGACAAGAAAUGAAGAAACAUUUAGCGCGACUUCAAGAACAACAACAGCUGCAAAAAAUUAAACCAAACAUCAUUAUUGGCGAUGUGAUAUCGUGCCCUAUGAAUAGGCCGAUCCUCACCACCCCAAGCCCUAUGACUCCUAAUUCCCUAGAUGACAUAAUACUUCCGUCGGUGGAUGAAACACAAGAGUUCUCUCCAAACCUUAGUCAGCGCUCAGUUAGCGAUAGCACUGGAGGGUGUUUUGAUGGACCGUGUAGUUCCACCGAGUUGCUGAAGUAAUAGACAGCGUGUUGUAACUACCAAAAUAGUGAUGACUAUAGGCAAAUGUUAUAUAGGAACCUUUUAUGGAAUUUUUUAAAAGUUAAUGAUGAACAUGAGACACAUUGAAGAACUACUAAGCACGUGCAGUAAACCGUGCGUGUGCUAAGCUCCAAUAUGUAAGGUCCCGAACCUGAUGAGAGAUCCCAGUGUGUGCAGCCAUAGUACCUCUAUGAGCUAGUGGGAAUCUUCAACGACUACGAGAAUAAAAACCGGAACUCGAAAAUGUUCAAAUCGAAUCAGUGUCGCUUCACAGGGACGGUAAAUUUAAUCUUAAUUUAUUUUGAAUCAACGCGAUACGAUGAAUUAAACAAAAAUCAGACCACGUGAUUCUGCUAAAAAUGUAAUGUUUUCGAUUUAACUUUUUUGAAAAGUAUUUUUACCAUAAUUACCACACACCUUCAAAUAUUUUACAGCGAUACGAUUAAAUGUAAGGGUAUGGCUGUGAUUUUUUUUUCUGAAUUCAUUAAAUAACAGUCGUGUCUCAAUUAUGGCUUACUGAAGCUAUUGUCCUAUCAACAAACGAAAUCUCUAUUAAUUGCAAUUAAGAUAAUAGCAUUUAACAAAUAUAAAUCGUUUGAAAGACUCGAUUUUUCUGUUUCAUUGAUGCUUCUCAAAUGAUAUUUCCAUGAAAAAAUAACAUCUAAUCUCUAAAGACCAAUGUUUGUACAUUGAUUGCGAUACAAAUGCCAGCAUCAAUUUUCUUCAAUAUAACAUCAUUUAUUUCAGGAAGUAAACUUAUGAAAUAUGUGAAAAUUAAUGGAUAUAAUUUCUAAACGAGGAAUCCAAGAACAAAGACAAAACACGUAUAACACAAAACCAUGUACUUUAGCAUGUUCAUGUUGGCUUAAAUGUUCUAUUGUAAGGUAAAUAAUCAACUUUAACGGUACAUGCUUAGCUAUAAACGGCGAUAAGUUGCGAUGCUCAGUAACAUGGUUGCACGGGGUAUGAAGCAUUCUAAAUUUGGUUUAUACAAACGCAGUAGAGAUGACUAUUUUGUUUCAGAGCAAAAUAGAAGCAAAAGUCAUAAAUGCCCCAUUAAAAUGUUCUACAGAAUAUAUUCUUCAUAACAUGUUUGCUGUUUUUCGUUCGUGAUUGUUUCCACCAAUUUUUCGAAAAUACUUGCAGCUUAAUGAAUUAGAUAGUAAGUUUGCAUUCUGAACGGGCAUUACAAUAGGACGUAUAAUUAAAAUAGAACCAAUCUAAGUCAGGGGUAUUGUUAUAACGGACUUGGGACAGUAAAUGAAUGUCGAUUCGAUGUGGAAAAUGAUUUCCAAUUACAAUUUCAACAUGUUUAUAAGCAGUUGGUUUUCCUAAUGAAAUAUAAAUAUUAUAUUUUAAUGCAAUAAUUGCGUCUGUUUUUCUGUCAGAUCUUCGCCAGUGUGAUUGAUUUUUAAAAUUCAUCAGAUUUAUAACUAAGCUCAAACGAUACGGUGCAUUUGUAAAAAAGGGGGAGCAUUUAUCUAAAAUCGAAAAAAAUCUUGAGUGCAUUGUUAAACGAUAUUGCCAUUACGAGCGACUAUAGUCACUAGCUGAACCGAAAAGAACAGAAAACUAUGGAUGUUCAUAUUUGAGCAAUGCGAGAAAAAGUAGAAAUUUAUGUUGAACACAUUGAAUAUUAAACUUAUAUUAUCUUUGUGAAAUAUUGAGCAUAGACUGAUAUAUCUUUAGAGAAGGGCAGAAAACAACAGAAAAUGAGAAGUUGAUUGAAACGAUAAUGUUACGGACGCAUACACAAUUUACCUAUUACCCUGGAAAAAAUAAAACGCUGCAGUUCUUUCAAUAAGCAUUGAACAACAUGAACGAAGCACAUACUUCGUGAGAAUAGUUCAAUUACUACGAUAUUGGCAUUGUGUUAAUCCUUUUCUGGAGAGCUUGUUAUUUAAGUCAGUCUUUCCGCACCAGUACAAGACUGAUAUUUGUAUUAAGCAUUGAUUUGGCAAUUAUAAAUUACUUACUCGUAUGCUUUAUUGGCCAUUUUUAUCUCCUGAUACAAUUCCUUAAUUCAACAUAAAUUCUAGUGAAAAAUUACUGUAUCUUAAAUGGGAAUUUUAAUUUCAAUUAAAUUUCGUACCGCCUUACGAUAUACACCGGCGAUGCAUAUACGAACCGCUUGAGUUUCUUCAAAUGAUUGCGAGAUUUCUAAUGAGACGUACACUAAUCUGUUCCACGAAUGAAGGAGAUUGAAUAAAGAGUCAAGUGUUUGCUUCAAUCAUUUUCAUACUUCAGUCAUUUUAUUGUCAAACAAAGGUAUUUAAUUAGAUUUAAGUAGAUUAUGGCAGCGGGGCUAAGGUAUGUAAUUUUUUUAAACUUCAUUUAUUUUUUACAGUUUUUUGUGAAUGCUGAGCCAUUCAAGAGUAUUGUGUAAAAUGUUUAGAUCAAUGAACAAUCUUUAACCCUCAUCGGUUCUUUGUAUGCGCGCCCACACAAUGUGGUUCGAAAACAUCAAAUUAUUCGAAAACGGCUCGAUCAAAUGGUCUGAAUUUCUCUUAAAUCUUUUGAUCAAAGAAUAGAAAUAUUUUACUAAAAAUUUUUAGGCAUGUGUAGUAUCGCCAGAGAUGAAAUAGUUACAAAACGGUUCCUGUGUAUGCGUACGCAUACACAUACAUCUGCCAUUUGUAUUUAGCCAAAAACAAUCCUUUUCGCUGCUUUGGAAAUAUGAAUUCAGUUAUUUAUAUAUUGCAUCAAAAUAUAUAUUCAUCCGUAAAUAUAUUGCAUCCAAAUCUGCCAAAUAUGGCAUGGUAAUUUUGGUUUUAGGUGUUUCAAAGAUGGUAUGCAUACAAUACACAAAUUUAUAAUUAUCGUGAUUGAUACACCACUCCCAAAAGCAACUUAUGCUGGCGUAUUUUUUGGAUUUGACAGACAGAAUAUAUGAUCAACAUGUAACAUGCGACAAUUUUUUACCUCAUAUGAUUCGGCUGAAGAAUUGAAAAUAGGAAUGCAAUUCUAUUAGCCUUGGUUGAUAUGCGCACAAAUCUAAUAUAUUCUAGUGAAGCUAUUUAUGACCGCAAAUUACAAGCCGUUACGUUGCCGUAUGUCCCUCGUCGCUGCCAAUUUGUCAUUUUGUUGAGCAUGUACUGUAAUGCUGUCAGGAUCAACAUUAAUCAAAAAAUUAAAAAGCCAAACAUAGUUGAGUACUUACAAGAAGAGUAAAGGAGGGAUUGACACCAUGGAUCAAAUGGAACCCAUUACUUGCAAAGGAAAAAUAAAUCGUUGGCAAAUGGCUCUGUAGUAUGCAAUAUUAGUAGCCAUUAUUUGUUCACGGAAUUGUUUCCGGACUGAAAAAAAGGGAGCCAUAAUAUUCGUCGUCGGUUGUUUAUCAAAGCAUUGGGAAUGCCUCUUGUCCAUCCACACAUAGUAAGACACAAAACAAGACCGACUGAUAAUGAUGCUGCUAAUGUUUCGCAUAAUGUUCGUCCAAUUCGCCAUUUGACACCAACAACCGAAAACGGCCGUUGCUACAUCUGCACUAACAAAACUAACCAAAAUGUGCAUGUUAUGAAAGUGUGCCAAAUUUGAUUAUGCUGACCAUCGAUACGAUAUUUGCAGGAAAUGUGCCAAAAAAUUGAGAAAACUUGAAAACUUUUUCUCAAAAAACUUGAUUUUCUAUUUGCCGGCUUUACUACACAAUUUUUAAGGCAAAAUUGUGUGUAUGCGCGCGCAUACACAAGAACCGGUUCGAUGCAAUUCUGGAGGGACCGAUGGGGGUUAAGCACUUUAUCAGAACAUUAUUUUCCAGAUAGCCCCGUCGAGUUUUCAUAAAACAUGUUGAUAUUAAAAAAAGUUAACACAAUAUUGGCAUUUUCAUAAAAAAAAUGAUGAAUGUUGGUCCGAUGAUCCAGCACGCGGCUAAG
This is a messenger RNA of Anopheles aquasalis, 5492 nucleotides long. RefSeq lists its product as uncharacterized. Lineage: Eukaryota; Metazoa; Arthropoda; Insecta; Diptera; Culicidae. The record is from RefSeq and is a predicted model, not a curated record.